Messenger RNA from Salvelinus namaycush (lake trout), 2865 nucleotides. RefSeq names its product angiopoietin-related protein 2-like. Lineage: Eukaryota; Metazoa; Chordata; Actinopteri; Salmoniformes; Salmonidae. The transcript is spliced from 6 exons. The record is from RefSeq and is a predicted model, not a curated record. Bases 398 to 1957 code for a protein of 519 amino acids.
GGAGUUAAGGGGGGCAGCAGAAAAAGAUUGUCUCAGAGUCGUCAGCAGAAGUGAUGGACUCAGCACAUAGAAAGUGAUAGUCUUCUCCUACCGGGCUACAGAGAGCACACUGACCAGAUGCUGCUGGCCUCUCACUGCCUGCUGCUCUAUCACUGCCUCUGGGGAAACUACUCAUUACAUCUAACACAUUUGGAUGUAUUCUCUUUUAAUUGGUGCCAAAGAGCAAGUGAUCCAGAGAGAGAGGGACAGCCCCAAGCAGCUUUUACACAGACUGGUGAUGACUUUCUUCAAGGGGACACGUCAAUCAGUGUUGCCGGGAGGGCAAGGGAACUGAAGGGAUAACAAGCUACAGUCUACAAUUAUCUGGUGUGUGUGAGUGAGAGCCCUUCCCAGACUGAUGGAGCUCCCCGUGGUGCUGCUGUUCCUAGUGUAUGGUCUUGUCUCUGGAGCCCAGCAGUCCCAGGGUCAGGGGAACCCUCAGGAGAACAACCCCCAGGCCAGGAGCAAGGAAAGGGAGAGCAGUGAGGAUGGCCUGGAGAGAGAGUUCCUGUAUGCUGGGCAGAGGAGCAGGCAAGCCCCCGCCGAACCUCAGCAGCCUGACCAAUGUUCCUACACCUUUAUCGUUCCCCAGCAGAAGGUGACAGGGGCCAUCUGUGUGAACCGCAAGGAGCCGGAUGCAGCGCUGGAGAACCGCGUCAACAAGCAGGAGCUGGAGCUGCUGAACGAGGAGCUGCAGAAGCAGAAGAGGCAGAUCGAGACGCUGCAGCAGCUAGUGGAGGUGGACGGAGGCAUCGUAAACGAGGUGAAGCUGCUGAGGAAGGAGAGCAGGAACAUGAACUCCAGGGUGACCCAGCUCUACAUGCAGCUGCUACACGAGAUCAUCAGGAAGAGGGACAAUGCCCUGGAGCUGUCCCAGAUGGAGAACCGCAUCCUCAACCAGACCUCGGAGAUGCAGCAGCUCACUAACCGCUACAAGGACCUGGAGCACAAGUACCAGCACCUGGCCUCUCUGGCCAACAACCAGUCAGUCCUCAUCGCUCAGCUGGAGGAGCAGUGCCAGGGUCGGCCCGUCAGCCCCCCUCGCCCUGUUCCCGUCCCCCAGCCAAGGCCACAGCCCCCACCCCCACCUGCACCAUCACCACCCAUCAACAAGCCCUACCAACCUCCCACCUACCCACGCCUCACCAACCAGAUCACCAACGAGAUUCAGAGUGACCAGAAGUCUGUACUGCCUGUCAUUCCUACCAUGCCCAGCGGCACAGGCAGCCCCUCUAUCACUACCAAACCCUCUGGGCCAUGGAAGGACUGCCUACAGGCCCUUGAGGAUGGCCACACGGCCAGUGGCAUGUACCUGGUGAAGCCAGAGAACGCCAACAAACUAAUGCAGGUGUGGUGUGACCAGAGACACGACCCUGGUGGCUGGACCGUCAUCCAGAGGAGACUGGACGGCUCAGUGAACUUCUUCAGGAACUGGGAGACUUACAAGCAAGGCUUUGGGAACAUCGAUGGAGAGUAUUGGCUGGGCCUGGAGAACAUCUACUGGCUGACCAACCAGAGGAACUACAAGCUGCUGGUGACUCUGGAAGACUGGUCUGGCAGGAAGGUGUUUGCAGAGUACGCCAGCUUCAGGCUGGAGCCUGAGGCAGACUUCUACAAGCUCAGGGUGGGCCGCUACCAUGGCAACGCCGGAGACUCCCUCACCUGGCACAAUGGCAAACAGUUCACUACGCUGGACAGAGACCAUGAUGCAUAUACAGGUAACUGCGCCCACUACCAGAAGGGAGGCUGGUGGUACAAUGCAUGUGCUCAUUCUAAUCUCAACGGAGUAUGGUACAGAGGAGGACACUACCGCAGUCGCUACCAAGAUGGAGUCUACUGGGCUGAAUUCAGAGGAGGUGCCUACUCCCUGAAGAAAGUAUCUAUGAUGAUACGACCGAACCCAAACACCUUUCAUUAAAUAUCCAUUAACAAGACAAAUUAGCCCCUUUUCAAAACGACUUCCUCUCCACAAAAACUUAAAUUCAAACAACAACUCUUGAACUCUGAAAUAAAGGCAUCUCACACAGCCAGAUCAAGAAGAUGAUGACAUAGAAAGUGCAAUAUCUAAGCCUCAGGCAGGACUCUUGGAAGAGCAAUAAAGGAGAAGCAGGGUGCAUCCUGUUGCUCCACAGACAAACACAUGUAACGGUGUGGCUGUAUGCUUGCUUCGCUCCCUUUAAAUUUAGUUCAAAUGUGUCUGUUUACUUAACUUUGAGCAAAGUGUACUGCUGCCUUAGAACUGAUGGUACGGUGUGAUUCAUAUGGGAGAAAACAGGAGGAAAAGAGGAGAGCGUAUGUCAGUUCACAGUGCUCACACUAAGUAGCUUGGGAUAGCAAUUCUAUAUUGUAGUCCGUAUGUGUUAUAGUGCAGAACAUAAUUUUAUGAGAAUGAAGAUGACACAGGACAAUAUAUCCAGUGACUAGCCUUAUGGUGUUUAAAUCAAGCUCUUCAGGUGAGUAAUUUAUAGGAAACAAUAAUCACAUUUCUUAAACCAUGGUAUAGACAGUUACUCUUAAUAUGUUAGCCAUAAUCUUUGUCAACAUACACAAUCUAAUGUCUACCACCUAUGUAAAAGGGGGAAUAGAUACAAUAGUUUGCUCUACAGCACUGGUACUGUCAACAGUUAUGACCUGAUAUCUGGCUUACAAACUCAAAGUAAACAAUGAUUUAGAUCAUUCCACUAAACAUACUGCUAGUGUGGCGGAGUGCAAGGUACAGGGAAUAAUGACAACUCACUUAAUCAUACAGUGCAUUCGGAAAAUAUUCAAACCCCUUGACUUUUUUCACAUUUUGUUACGUUACAGACUUAUUCUAAAAUUAAUUAA